AUGUCGGCCGCAAGACUCAUCGCCACAACGCGCUCCACCGCCCGCAUCGCCCGCGCGCGCCCUGGCCUGUACGCCGCGGCUGCCACCCGCCGGCUGCACCAGGAGCAGGACCCCAAGGACAACGGCGCGAGCGUCAUCGACGGGCUCGCCGGGGGCAGCGCAAAGGGCCGCACGGGCGGGGGCAAGCCGCUCAGCAGCUCGUCCAAGAACGCACCGCCGCAACCCAAGAUCACCAACCAGAGCGUGCCGGGCAACUCGCAGAUGGCGCAGCUGACCGAGGAGCAGCGGCGCGAGGUCGAGGAGCACAACCGCGACUUUGACGCCAAGCACGACCGCGGGCAGAAGGCGCCAGACGACAGGGUUGACAAGAAGUUUUGGAGCGGUGGCGACCAUCGCUAG
Ilyonectria robusta is the source of this 399-nucleotide messenger RNA. RefSeq lists its product as uncharacterized. The record is from RefSeq and is a predicted model, not a curated record. Lineage: Eukaryota; Fungi; Ascomycota; Sordariomycetes; Hypocreales; Nectriaceae. The coding region runs from base 1 to 399 and encodes 132 amino acids. The transcript has a single exon.